GACACGGAUUAAAACAAUCAUUCAAGAUAAAAGAUGAUCUUUUCAAGAUCAAUUCAAAUAAUUUUCAGGUGAUGCGGAUAAUCUUCGACUAUAUAUUUCAUUGAAUGAAAUCAUAUUCAAGCUCACAGUGUAAAAUUUAUUUUGAAACUAGUUUACAUCCUGCUGAUUGAGUAUGAGAGUAAUUGUGAUACUACCCGUAUUUUUGGCAACAGUGGGGUUAGUUGCUUGUGGUUCUGGUUUUCGUGAUUUAUACAAAGUGAAAGAAAUACCUCUAGGACCAAAUGAAGAUCCUGGUGAAGCAUUAAUAUUGACCCCUUUCCUUGAACAAGGUAACAUCGCAACAGCAAGAAAACUAGCAGAAGUACCGCAAGAACUUUUCCUUGGAAUCAAAAGCUACUCUGGAUAUUUCACUGUAGACAAGAAGUUCAAUUCAAAUUCUUUCUUUUGGUUCAUUCCUGCUACUGAAACCGACUAUAGAGAUUCUCCAGUUCUUCUUUGGCUUCAAGGAGGACCUGGAGCUGCCUCCAUAUAUGGUAGCUUUAACGAGAAUGGUCCUUUCGAAAUGAUAGAUGAGAAGAACAUCAGAUUGAGGAGGAACACCUCCUGGACAGCGAGUCACUCAGUGUUGUACAUAGACAACCCAGUGGGCACUGGGUUCAGUUUUACUGAUGGAGGAUGGUGUAAAAGCCAAGAAGAAAUUGGUGAGCAUUUAUACAGUGCCUUACUGCAGUUUUUCCAAUUAUUCGAAGAGCUACAAAACAACGAUUUCUACGUUACUGGGGAGUCUUAUGCUGGUAAGUAUGUACCAGCUGUUUCAUACACCAUCUACAAGAAAAACCAAGCUGCGGACCUGAAAAUAAACCUGAAAGGACUUGCCAUUGGUAAUGGACUCAGCGACCCGAUCAACCAGUUAAAUUAUGGUGACUACUUGUAUCAGAAUGGUUUGAUUGAUUCAAAUGGGAGAGAAAUCAUGAAAGACUUGGCGAAGAGGGUGGCCGAUCUGAUAAAAGAUAAAAACUACGAAGAAGCAUUCGAAGUUUAUGAUUCAAUGUUGAACGGCGACCUGACAAAGUAUCCAACUGCUUUUAAGAACGCCACUGGUUUUGACUAUUAUUACAAUUAUCUGAAAGCUAAAGGAAGCAUAGAUGAUUCUUAUUCAGUUUUCAUCCAGCAGUGCGAUAUUAGAAGAGCUCUUCAUGUGGGAAAUAAAUCAGCAGUGUCAGAUGAUGAAGUCGAAACAAGUCUGAGGCAAGAUUUCGUCCAAAGCGUUGCACCUUGGGUUUCAGAACUGUUAAGUCAUUACAGGGUGUUGAUUUAUAAUGGACAAUUGGAUAUUAUCGUUGCUUAUCCACUCACAGUUGACUAUCUUAGAAAUUUGAAUUUUAGUGCGUCUGAAGAAUACAAGACAGCUAAAAGGUAUGAGUGGAUAGUGGAUAAUGACAUUGCUGGAUACGUAAAAGAAGCUGGCAAUUUGACAGAGGUUAUGGUAAGAAAUGCUGGACAUAUGGUGCCAGCUGAUCAGCCAGUUUGGGCCUUAGAUUUAAUCAGUAAAUUUGUGAGAAAUAUACCAUUGCAUAAUUAAUCGUAAUUUUUCUUUUCUUUUUCCUUAUUUCUCGCAGAUUUGUAUCCAAAUGAUAUUAUUUUUUAUUCAUUCUCUACCUUAUAGUUGUGUGAUUAUGAUAUUAUAAUUUUUUAUUUAUACCUA
This is a messenger RNA of Harmonia axyridis, 1705 nucleotides long. Its product is annotated as venom serine carboxypeptidase-like. The record is from RefSeq and is a predicted model, not a curated record. Gene Ontology annotation, biological process: proteolysis. Lineage: Eukaryota; Metazoa; Arthropoda; Insecta; Coleoptera; Coccinellidae. The transcript has a single exon. Bases 173 to 1582 code for a protein of 469 amino acids. Gene Ontology annotation, molecular function: serine-type carboxypeptidase activity.